Molecule: messenger RNA, 225 nt
Organism: Brenthis ino (lesser marbled fritillary)
Lineage: Eukaryota; Metazoa; Arthropoda; Insecta; Lepidoptera; Nymphalidae
Source: the annotation of a GenBank genome assembly
AUGUUGUGGAUAGAUAACCUACCUCAUAAUCUAUAUGAUAAAAAUGAAAUGCUGUUCGUUGAACGCAUAAUGCGUUCCCUCGCCAAGGGCUACAACGAUCACGGUAAAGUGAAAGCGAUUGCAGAUAAAGGCACCAAUGACAGCGACAGCAGUGACUCCAGUUCUAGUGAGAGUAGAGGCUGUGAUUUGAAAAAAAAUAACAGUUGCAGUGACAGCGACGAGGAU